AUGCCCGGUUUCCUCAAAGUCUUCGGAUACCCAAACCCAAAAAGUCCUAUUGGUUAUGGAAUUGAUCCUACUUUUCAGCAACUGAUCAGCUCCUUAUUGACUCUCGGAUCUUUUAUUUCCUCUUUACUUGCAGGUUUCUUCGCCUCAUACUUCGGACGAAAGUAUGCUAUCUGGCUCGCUUGCAUAUUGAACGGAGUCGCCGCAGCAAUUCUCAUUGCAACAACCAAUUGGGGUGCAGUGUACUUUGGUAGACUUCUUCUCGGCAUUGCCAAUGGCUUUCUUGUCACUUUCUCGAACGUUUAUACUUCCGAGGCGUCUCCCGCCCAUCUUCGAGGUGUUCUUGUAGCACUCUUUGCAUAUUGGGUCAAUAUCGGAUCAAUCCUAGGCUCGACAGUCAACAACUUCACAAAGACACGACUUGAUAAAUCAUCAUAUCAGAUUCCUCUUGGGUGCCUUUAUAUCGUGCCAACAUUCCUCUCAAUUGGACUGUUCUUCGUUCCAGAGAGUCCUCGGUUCCUCCUCCAUAAAGGUAAAGAGGCCGAAGCAAAACGAGCUCUCAUUCAUUUGCGUGGUUCUGCACUUACCAAGGACGAAUUGGAAUUUGAAUGGGCAGAGAUGGUCCGAGGAAUGGAAGAAGAGAAAAGAAACGCAAAGAGUGUGGGCUGGAUUGAUAUGUUUAGAGGCACCGACCUUCGCCGAACACUUCUCUGCUAUGGCAUGAUUGGAUGUCAAAGUGCUUCCGGAAUCUGGUUUUUGAUUGCUUACCAAACAUACUUCCUGCAACAAGGUGGCGUGACGAAACCGUUCGAGUAUACGAUCAUGACUUCAUGCGUUGGGUUUAUCGGUGUCAACGUUGGAAUGUACGCCAUAAGACACCUGGUUGGUCGUCGUGCAAUUCUCAUCAUUGGUGCUACGGCCUGUGGAAUAUGCCAACUAGCUCCUGCAAUUGCCGCGAGUGCUAGCAACAAUCUUGCCAUGCGAGCGAACAUCCUGACCGCGUUUAUCGCCUUAUUCAAGUUCUUCUACAACGGCUGCGUUGGAGCGGCGAGCUAUCCAGUCGCCACUGAAGUUGUGAGCACCAGAUUGAGAGCUUGGACCGUUGGCAGUGCCACCGCAAUUGGCUAUCUACUUGCAUGGCUUGUGAGCUUCUGCUCUCCUUACUUCAUCAAUCCCGCAGAACUAGGAUUGGGUGCCAAAUAUGGUUACGUAUGGUUCGGCGCAAACUUCGCCUGCGUGAUUUUCUUCUACUUCUUCAUGCCCGAAAUGAAAGGCAGAUCUCUUGAAGAACUAGACGAGAUGUUCAUUAACAGAGUCUCCGUCCGACAAUUCCCAAAAUAUGAAUGCGCACUUCGACAAGACGCCGCGAAUGACGUUAUGAUGAGAGGCGAAGAGCAAAAGAUCAAGGAAGUCACGACUACUCAUGCCGAAGAAGUUUCAGAAGCCCAGAAGAAUUGA
Molecule: messenger RNA, 1455 nt
Organism: Exophiala bonariae
Lineage: Eukaryota; Fungi; Ascomycota; Eurotiomycetes; Chaetothyriales; Herpotrichiellaceae
Exons: 4
Coding region: 1-1455 (484 amino acids)
Biological process (GO): transmembrane transport; carbohydrate transport
Cellular component (GO): membrane
Molecular function (GO): carbohydrate:proton symporter activity
Source: RefSeq, a predicted model, not a curated record